Sipha flava (yellow sugarcane aphid) is the source of this 789-nucleotide messenger RNA. RefSeq lists its product as uncharacterized. The transcript has a single exon. Bases 1 to 789 code for a protein of 262 amino acids. The record is from RefSeq and is a predicted model, not a curated record. Lineage: Eukaryota; Metazoa; Arthropoda; Insecta; Hemiptera; Aphididae.
AUGGCCGAAUAUCUCGCAUUGGGUCAUAUGUCGGUUGCAACAACCCCCGGACAGUAUUAUAUCCCCCACCAUGCUAUAUGUAAGAAUGACGGUGCAGAUAUUAAAUUUAGGGUAGUUUUUGACGCGUCUGCGAAAGGUCCCACGGGUAUGUCGUUAAAUCGCGCAUUGCUUCCCGGACCCAAAUUACAGCGUGACAUAGUUGAUAUCUUGAUCCGUUUCUGUUUAUUUCACCACGCAUUCACGGCAGACAUCUAUAAGAUGUACCGUCAAAUUUUGAUCCUACCUGAGUUCCGCGCUUAUCAACACAUAUUGGGGCGUGACUCCACGCUCGAUCUAGUGAUUGAUUAUGAACUUAAUACCGUGACUUAUGGUGUAAACUACGCCCCUUUCCUAGCACUCCGCGUGUUGCGCGCUAUAGCUGACAGUGAUGGCGUGUCUUUUCCAUGUGAUCGCGAUGCGUUACGUUAUCAAACAUACGUCAACAAACGUAUUUGCUACGGGGCGGACACCAUCACUGAUACGGUCGUGGUUCAAUCGGAAUUAAAGUCAAUACUGGCGCGGUCAGGUCUCGAAUUAUGUAAAUGGUCAAGUAAUACCUCGGCUCUAUUGCAGAACGUACCUGCGGAUCAUUGCGUCGUAAAAUCUAGGUCAUUCGCCGACGACGAUAGCGUAGACACAAAGGUUCUUGGUAUACACUGGUAUACAAAUGAGGAUUAUUUUUGUUGCGAACUAUGUUUAGAGGUGUCACCAACAUUCACAAAACGUGGUAUCUUGUCAUUGACGGCCUAA